This is a messenger RNA of Amoebophrya sp. A120, 790 nucleotides long. The record is from the annotation of a GenBank genome assembly. Lineage: Eukaryota; Dinophyceae; Syndiniales; Amoebophryaceae.
AGGCCCCUCCUGAUUACCCUAGUUAUUUGCUUACCUCACAAUAAUCACGGCCUUUUUAUUAUUUGAGCUGCUAACCAGCGAUAUCUCGCUGUCCCUACUGAAAGCAGCAUCUACAGACACUGAAAACUGAAACGACAGGAAAAGCUACAUUUGCAAAACUGACGUUGGGGUUUUACAUAUUCUUGUACCUGACUACAAACUCCAUUUUAAUAAUUCGAAUUGUCAUACGGAAAAAAAAUAAAAAACACAAAGAGCUCCAUCAUGAUUGUUCAUAAACCUCUGAAGAUGCUGCCCUCCUCCUUGCGAGUCGUUUCGUUUGUAGAGUCAGUAGCACUCCUACUCGCUCUACAAGCUUCUUCGUUAUUGAUCUCCAUGCCCCCCACUAGUGUUGCGAGGGUGCAGAAGAUGCGUGCUACUUCUGCCACGCGGGCACUAGAUUUGCAGCAUUGCUUCGACCUUGCGACGGACGUGCAGUAUUAUUGCCAUGAAAAACCGCGGGACAAUAUGGAUGCCGUUCUGGUCGAGUACGUGACGACAAAGAAGACGGCGAAGGUGCGAUACAUAUGCGAUACAUAACCAAAUAUUCGAAAGAAGGAAGAAAUUUCUAAAAUCUCCAAUCUGUGAUGAUGAAUUUCAGAUUAUGACUAAAUCCAUGCCACAUCAAAUAUACGAAAAUCAUCUUCAAGAUAUCGAUCGAAAACAAAAUUCUUUUCAGAACAGAAAUAGAUCUGGAAGAUUUUUCCAUGAAAAAUCAUAUAUCGAUCGAUUCAUCGAGAAGAAUGGAGAGAAG